Colletotrichum graminicola M1.001 is the source of this 456-nucleotide messenger RNA. RefSeq names its product CFEM domain-containing protein. The record is from RefSeq and is a predicted model, not a curated record. Lineage: Eukaryota; Fungi; Ascomycota; Sordariomycetes; Glomerellales; Glomerellaceae. The annotation marks the transcript as partial. The transcript has 2 exons.
AAGUCUGGCUCUGGAAAAGAUAUCUGGACUUUGAAACCUGAACAAAUAAACGAUGACCUUUUGGGCAAGAUAUUUUACAUCUUGACUAUAUGCUACAUGACUUGCCUAGCGGCUAUUAAGGCUUCAAUUCUCUUUCUAUAUCUCCGUAUCUUCCCGGAUGCAAGGUUUAGAAAGAUGCUGUGGUAUACUCAACUUGUUAACCUUGUAGCUUUCAUCGCGUGUGUUACCACCGCAAUCUUCUGCUGCCAACCGAUAAACUACUUUUGGACCGGAUGGGCAAAAGAAACGGAAGGCAGUUGCAUUGACCUGAAUUCUUUCUCCGAAGCACACGGCGGAUUCAAUGUCGUACUGGAUAUCUGGAUCCUGCUAUUGCCACUAUCACAAAUCUAUAAACUUAACAUGAAACCCAAAAAGAAGUUGGGCCUCAUGCUCGUAUUCGGCAUUGGAGUGUUGUAA